This is a messenger RNA of Physcomitrium patens, 2558 nucleotides long. NCBI's taxonomy places the organism in Eukaryota, Viridiplantae, Streptophyta, Bryopsida, Funariales, Funariaceae. The record is from RefSeq and is a predicted model, not a curated record.
AUAAGCUCCACCCUCUGUCUAUCACCACAGGUGUAAUUGAUCCCUGGUUCAAGGUCGGGUGUCCAUUGAUGCCGACACUGAAUUUAGAAGCACCUUCGCGUUGUUGAAUUUGUUUGCUGAAUUUGGAAGUGGGUGGUUAUCAUAGAGCCAUUCAGGGAGGAAGGUUGUUUUGCAUUGAGGGGAAUUGUCACAGUUUUGAGCUGCUGCAGUGUUCUUCUCAGCUGGAUGGGUAAGGUUGAGGCUCUGCCGUCGGUCAUCUGCCCUCGCUGCUAGCAAAUUGUUGUUUGUCAAGUCCAAUUUUUGGCGGAGGGAAUUUGGAGAAAAUCAUCAUGAUGUGCGCAAGGAUGUUUGUGCGUGCUAGCGACAUUCCCGGUUCCACAGGAGUUCAACAGAUAUGUUACAAUUCUUUGUCCUCUUUGAGAUCUUUUCAUGGGAUAUCUACGCAUAGGUUUUCUCGGUUAAUUGAAACUGGAAACAUAACCAGCUCGAUAUCAGUAAAGCACACAGCUGGGAGCAACCAAGCACCUCUGCUCGCCAAAGUUGUAGGGUCUGCCGGGACAGAAAGCUUAGUUGGAAAUGGAGUUGAUGUGGAAGACUUUGAUGUUGAUUCCUUGUCCCUUAACCAAGUAUCCAGCCAGAAAAAUGGGUCCACAUCUGCUCAAAAUGGAGAUUUGAUACUGGCAGCCGUGGACAUGGGAACCAACUCCUUUCACAUGGUGGUUGUUCGAGCCGACAAGCAAGGCCGGUUCCAGCUUAUGGACACAGAAAAAGAAGACGUCCGACUUGGUAGUGGCAGUUCUGAUUUAAGUGUUAUUACUCCAGAUGCUGAGAUCCGCGCCUUGGCUGCAUUAAAGCGCUUCAAAACCCUCGCACAAAUCCGGAAAGCCGAAAUGCGAGUUGUUGCCACCUCCGCGGUUCGAGAAGCCAGGAAUCGCCGUACGUUUGUGCAAAGAGUCCGUGAUGCUGUGGGACUAGAUGUUGAGGUUCUUUCAGGCACAGAGGAGGCAUGCUUAAUUUACCAAGGAGUCCUGCAGGCUCUUCCCGUUUUCGAAAAGACAGUGUUAGUGGUGGAUAUUGGAGGCGGUUCAACCGAGUUUGUCCUUGGAAAUCGAGGAAAGCCUACCUACGCAACCUCGCUCAAGCUCGGCCAUAUUCGGCUCUCGCAGCAAUUCCUUUCAGAUGGUCCGAAUAAAAAGGAGGAGCUGAAGAAGGAGCAGGUCGAGGAGCUAAGACGGCAUAUUCGAGUGAUCUUGGCUGAUUCUGGUGUGAUCGACCAAGUUCAAGCUAACGAGUUUGAAGUGGCCAUUGGGAGCUCUGGUACUAUUGAAAGCAUUGAACAGAUGAUUCACUACACUGUCACAACAACAAGUGCUCCACAGGUUGUGGACGGCCAACAAAACAAGGGUUCACUACGUGAUCGAGAGUUUACUGCAGACGAACUCAAUCAGGCAGUUAAGAAGAUAUGUAAAGUGAAGACUGUGGAGCAGCGGGCUAAGAUACCAGGACUACCUGAGAAGCGUGCUGAUGUCAUCGUUGCGGGCGCUGUGCUCUUGGAAGAAAUUUUUCUGGCCUUGGGGAUAACGAAGAUGAAGGUGUCACCAUAUGCACUUCGAGAGGGAGUUGUUGUGGAUACUUUAGCUGAAACCUUGGCGAAUUAUAAACCUGGAGUUAACAUCCGGAAAACCUCCAUUCUUAAUCUUGCAUUGAAGUUCAAGACAGAUCAACGCAUGGAAUCGGCUCAACACUCAGCUGGUCUAGCCAAGGAAAUUCUUUCUGGACUGCAGACAUGCCGCACUGGCACCAAUGAAUGUGUCUCAGACGUGGCUCUGUUAUUGAAUGAUGGCGAUGCUGACCUGCUGGAGGCUGCAACUAGUUUGCACUAUGUGGGGAUGUUCAUCAAUCACAAGUCAUAUCACAAACAUUCUUACUACUUAAUAAAGAAUAACGAGCAUCUUCUCGGUUAUAGUCCUUUGGAGAUUGAGAUACUUGCACUUCUAGCGCGAUAUCAUCGAAAGAAGGUUCCUAGCCAAAAGGAUGAAGACUUUGCUAAACUGCCUGAAGAAGUACAAAAGAAAGUGCGGGCAAUGUGUGCAGUCAUGCGUGUGGCAGUUGCUUUAGACCGGUGUGACUCGAGUGCCAUUGACGAUGUACAUGUCUUCCAGCAAACGGAAAGCAUCCUUCUUGCUGUAGUGCCUGCCAUCGAUCCAACGACAGGCAAAGCUCGUGAUGUAUCCCUCGAAGUCUGGGCGGCCCAACACGAGCUACCCUAUUUUGAGAAAAUAUUCAAGCGACGAUCAUCGAUCAUAGUCGCUGAUGAGCACGACUUGGAGGCAUUGGACACGGAUGCCCCGUCUGUCAGUCUCAGUUCCUAGAGGUGUUAACGCCAUACUGAUCAACUAUCAAGAGGGCGUUGAAUUACUUUUUUUUGAGACCCACAGUUAAUGCAUAGCUACUAAGUGUGAUAUUGUAUAGUAAUUCAUCCAAACACAGUGUGCAUUGAAAGAAUGUCAACUUGAAUCCUAUUGCGAUCGAAAUGUUUUCACCAUAUUUACCACUAA